UCUUCAUCACUAUCAUCAAUAAACAAAAUGAGUUCCUCAACAUUACCAUUGUUCUUCAAAGUACUUGGCUUGAUCCUUAUCAUCACCAAUCAUAGUUCUCAUGUAGCAAAUGCAAGGAAAGCAAUAGCUCCUUCUCCAAGGCAAAGAGUUUCAACGUUGGUUGAUGUAGUUUGUCAAAGCUAUGGAGUACUAGAAGAGUAUAGAGCAAGAUGCACGAAGGAGAUGCUUUCAGACCCCAAGAUCUCGUCGGAGAAAGACUCCGGAAAACUGAGAAUUAUGCUCGUUGAUCUGGCAAUCAAGAAGGCCAAAGAAGCACGGAUCUCCCUGGAAAAGAUGGAAAAAACAAAUAACAAGUAUCUUGAAGCUCUAGAACGUUGUGCUGGGUUUUUAAACGAUGCGGUUCUGCAGUUUGAUAGUGCCCUUGAUUCACUGAAGAACCCAAAUCCAGAGGAAGAUCUUAUGUCCAUAAGUAUGAAUGUUACUAUUGCAGGUGAUCAGCUUGAUUAUUGUGAGAUAGGCUUAGCUAAUGAUCACAUUGUUGAUCACACUGUUAAAUCUAUCAUCGACAAUGUUAGGAUGCAUCAGCGAAUGGUUUCUAGGGCAUUUUCCCUGUGAUUUCUCUUUCUUCUUUAACAACGAACAUUGUCGAUCAAACUGUAUUAUAAACAAAAAUGUUGUUCAUAUUGAACCACGUAUAAACAUAUU
This is a messenger RNA of Arachis ipaensis, 705 nucleotides long. The record is from RefSeq and is a predicted model, not a curated record. NCBI's taxonomy places the organism in Eukaryota, Viridiplantae, Streptophyta, Magnoliopsida, Fabales, Fabaceae.